GCGUCUGAUGGAGCGAGGUGACGAACGGCGGAGAAGCGUCUAGAUACAAGAAAGCUACAAGUCGCAUUUUGUCGUCUUUUCUUGAGCCGUCAACAACACUCGAUAGUUUGACGAAGUUUAGUGAGGAAGACUGAAUAAACCUCGAAUUAUUAGCAAGAACCCGUCAUAUCCGCCAUGUUGAGACUGAACUUCAGGAGGGAGAAAGACAAAGACUACAAACACAUCUCCCAUGGUUUGAUCCCCGCUGCCUCCAUUGCCCCCAAAGCUGCUGUGCCUCGUACCCCACCCCCACGCAGCCCCAACCCCUCACCUGAGAGACCCAGAUCGGCCUUAGCGGCGGCCAUCUUGUCUUCAUCGCUCACCGGACAGACCUGGGCGCUCCCCCCGACUCGCCCAAGGUCUUUCUCUGAGGCCCAGCGAUCCGCCUCCUUCGUAUCGGAGCCAAACAUCAGCACGGCACUUUUUACACGGGAUCGAUGGUCGGAAGACUUUGUUGCUCGCCCGCGUCUGUCCUGGCCUGACCACUCUGAGGAGGAUGACCAAGAAGAAGACGUCCGUGCUGCACCCAUGGAACACUCGGCUGAGACUCCCCAGGCCAGUCCCAUGUUGUCCAGCAGGGAGUCUUCUUCUCCAGAAUCCCCACAGCAAAGAGGUCUAGAUCUUCCUAAAGCCAGCAGUGUUUCCUUAAAGAAGAAAGCGUCAGUGAAGAGGAGCUCCAGGAGCCGUGGAGAAGAUGUUCCACUCUUCAGCCAACAGGGCGGCGCCAAAACAGAACCAAAAGAAGCGGCCAUCCUGCCAUCUUCUGACAGCCUGCGGGGGAGGGGCGCUGUCAGGGCCUUGAAGGAGGAGAACGCCAAGUUGGAGGCGGAGCUGCGACGCCUGCAGCAGGAAGUUACUCGUAGCCCCGCCUCCACGUCCACGACAGGCAUGCAGACACAACUGCACACUCUGACACAACUAACCCAGGAGCUGCUGGACCAAAAGCACGCCCUCAAACCUCAAACCCAGGAGCUGCUGGACCAAAAGCACGCCCUCAAACCUCAAACCCAGGAGCUGCUGGACCAAAAGCACGCCCUCAAACCUCAAACCCAGGAGCUGCUGGACCAAAAGCACACCCUCAAACCUCAAACCCAGGAGCUGCUGGACCAAAAGCACGCCCUCAAACGUACCAAUCAUGCCCUGAAUGCAGAGAGGACACACUCCAAGCAGGAGGCGGACUCCGAGCGGUCCUCUCCCCGUGCGUCGGCCUACGAGGACAGGCUGAAGGAGAAGGAUGCACUGCUGCACACCGCCGAGGACGAGGUGAAGCGCUUGAGAGCGCGCCUGGAAGAAGCGGCCAAAGAAAACAAGAGACUUGACGGGGAACUCGCCAAGACCGGAGGGAUGAGCCCGGACGACCGCCUUCAAGUGCAGCAGCAGGCCCUGCUGGUCUUGCAGGAGAAUCACUUCCUGAGCCAAGAGCUGGAGGCGCUGCAUGUUAAGACCAAGGACCACCACAGCAAACACCUGGCUGAAGUGUCCAAAGUGUCCAAGCAGCUGAUGCUGACGGAGGCGGAGAACCAGCGUUUGCAGGAGGAGCUGGACGGGAGCCGGAGGGAGGAGCAGAGCCAGAGGAAGGAGGUGCUCCGUCUGCGAGGCCUCCUCAAGGACGCCGUCGCCUGGGAGGAACACCGCAACAUUGCUGGGAGACUCAGGCGGCAGCUGGAGCAGGAGCAGGGCAGGAACAUGGAGGAGGUGGAGGAGGUGCGCCUCCAAGCGUCCGGCCUGCAGGUGCACAACCGCAGUCUUCUGGCGGACAACGCCAAGCUGACGGCUGACGUGCAGAGAAUGGAGGCGGAGCUGGAGCUGAGCAGACAAGCCAACAGGAAGGCGGAGAAGAAGCUGAGCGUACUGAAGCACCAGAAGGACGAGUGUGCGCUGAAAGAGGAGAAGACCAGGAAGUACCUGGAAUCUGUCCUGGCGGUGGCCGACGGGAUCUCCCAGGAGCGAGACCAGCUACUACACAUGGCGUCGACGCUCCAGCGGGAAAAGCAGGAGUUCCUCGGCAAGAUGGUGAACGGCACCAUUCAAUUCGGAAAGCUGGAGGAGCGCGUCAAGGUGUACCGCAAGCAGGCGUCCAGCCGACUGGCGGCGCUGGAGGAGGCGGCGGAGGGCAAGGCGGCGUCCUACCACAGGGAGGUGGUGCACCUACAGAGUCUGCUGGCGGAGAGGCAGCAGGCGGAGGAGAGGCUGCUGCAGUCCAAACGGGCGGUGGAGGAGGAGCUGGAGGUGGUGUGGCAGGCGGACCAGGAGAACCAGCACAUCAAGGACACUCUGUGGGACUCCAGGCCCAUAGGAGACCUCCUUGGGUGGGGCCUUGCUGACACCACCUCCCCUGGCCGGCCUCUUGGAGCCGCCCACAAGUCCUCGGACCACCUGGACGUCUACACCUAGAGGAACUCCUCUUGCAUCCCUCAGGCAACUUUUCUAUUUUCAUCCUCACGCCGAGGAACACUCUUAAGGUCAACCUCACGUGUAAAAAGAAUUCAUCUGUUCCGGGGUCAAACUGCAGCCAUGGAAGUCUUGUUUGCUGACAGAUUCUGAAGUGUUUACAUGCGUCAAAGGAGGAUUGUGCGUGCUCAGGUGACCUUUGGUGUCCAAAGUGCGGCCCCCGGCUAAUGAUUGAACAGCCUGCAGCACAUUGUGGGACUACUCGUGGAAAACAACAUUUCAAGUGGAAUAAAAGAGCUAACGUGGGAAAUGUAACGAGACAAAGUUGCAAAGUUGACACAAAGCUGACAUUUUUAAACUGUCAUUGCUCAAAAAAUAAUAAUGAAUCAAAAUCGACGUUGUUAUGAAUUGUUGACCUAUCCAAGGCUCCAAUUACUUCUCAUCAAAUAUUACUAGGGAUGUCCGAUAAUGGCUUUUUGCCGAUAUCCGAUAUUCCGAUAUUGUCCAACUCUUUAAUUACCGAUACCGAUAUCAACCGAUAUAUGCAGUCGUGGAAUUAACACAUUAUUAUGCCUAAUUUGGACAACCAGGUAUGGUGAAGAUAAGGUACUUUUUAAAAAAAUAAAAAUAAAAUAAGAUAACUAAAUUAAAAACAUUUUCUUGAAUAAAAAAGAAAGUAAAACCAUAUAAAAACAGUUACUUAGAAACUAGUAAUGAAUGAAAAUGAGUAAAAUGAAGUGUUAAAGGUUAGUAGUAUUAGUGGAGCAGUCAUGUG
Molecule: messenger RNA, 3205 nt
Organism: Entelurus aequoreus (snake pipefish)
Lineage: Eukaryota; Metazoa; Chordata; Actinopteri; Syngnathiformes; Syngnathidae
Product: centrosomal protein of 89 kDa-like
Biological process (GO): chemical synaptic transmission; mitochondrion organization; cilium assembly
Cellular component (GO): centriole; ciliary transition fiber
Source: RefSeq, a predicted model, not a curated record